Messenger RNA from Schizophyllum commune H4-8, 720 nucleotides. RefSeq lists its product as uncharacterized. Lineage: Eukaryota; Fungi; Basidiomycota; Agaricomycetes; Agaricales; Schizophyllaceae. The transcript has 3 exons. The record is from RefSeq and is a predicted model, not a curated record. The coding region runs from base 79 to 720 and encodes 213 amino acids.
UGCUUCUAUCUUUCGACUGCUAAGCGCCGCGUUCCCAGCGCUUCUUUAUCGCAUUUAAGGCCUUUGGCUUGAGGUCUGAUGUUCCGAACUAGUGCGGUCCUGAUCACCAACAUGUAUGGUCGAUACUAUCUUCCUCCUCCGCCACCUCAGCCGCAGCCGCAAGUACCUCCCGCAGAGUGGCUGCAGGCCGUUGUCAAAGCCGUUAGGCAGUUACCCGGAGACCCUUUGGCCGUCUUCGUCCAGAGCUGCAUGGAAGGACCGUCUCCGGUCAACAGACGCAAGCAGCCGCAAAACGACUUCUGUGCAAUUCUGAAUACUCAGGGUCACAAGCUGCCUUGCAGCGUUUCCUUCGUCCGCUUCAGCGACACUUCCCAUCAGGUCAUUUACCAGUUUACCAUUGCAAUUCGACACCAGUUCGAGCACCGUAUCACGCUGAAGGUCCUCCAGCGCAAGAACAGGAUUGACUUAUCCACCGACAACUUGUUUGUCAUGUUGCAGACGGCCAUUGAGAGGGGCAUGGUCGAAUACAUGGUCAAUCUGGACGUCAUUUUUUCCGCAGUUUUCAAAGCAAAGGGCACCUUUUGGACGAGCAGGGAAGCCGCUUUGAGAGGCCCAAAUCUUGUACCAUGUUGUUCGAGUGAUCAAAGCGACGAUGGAUGGUCCUUGUCGACAAGCAUGAAGACUGUUAGUGCUGCUCCUGUUUGGCUUUUCCCCUCAUAG